UGCCAGCACGCAACAUUACGGCCCUGGCUUAGACCCAUUCACAGAAUGAACGAACCGCUUGCCGCUUGCGUUUCGUUCGUGUAGUCACUCAGUAGUGUCAUGGAGGUAACAUGGCCGAGGAGACGCGCCUAGUUCGCGUUGAAGAGAGGCUAAGGAUCAAAAUCGGAGAAGCAAAAAAUCUUCAAAGUCGAGGUCAUGGAUCUCCAGGUACAAGAGAUGUUUAUUGUACCUUGUCACUGGAUCAAGAAGAAAUAUUUAGAACGACAACUAUGGAGAGAACUCUCAAUCCGUUUUUCGGAGAGGAGUUCCAAUUUGAAGUACCCAGAAAAUUUCGUUAUCUUGGCAUUUACGUGUACGAUAGAGAUAGACACCUGAAGCAGGAUAAAAUUUUGGGGAAGGUAGCAAUAAAGAAAGAAGAUUUAGCUACAUAUCAUAACAAAGAGCAUUGGUUUCCUCUGAAACCAGUCGACGCUGAUUCUGAAGUCCAAGGCAAGGCUCAUUUAGAACUUGCUUUGCAGCCUCAAGUCGAACAUGCUCAGCCUAAACUUACAGUAAGAAUAAUAGAAUGUAGUGAAUUAACCAUUAAAAAUGGUAGCUGUGAUCCCUUUGCAAUUGUUACAGUCAUUUAUAGUAAUGGCAAACAGUUAUCAAAACGCACAAAAGUUAAAAAGAAAACAGCCUCUCCAUAUUUCAAUGAAACAUUUGUAUUUGAACCAGAGUUAACAGAGACCAGAGACAAAGAUGUCUCCCAUUAUUCCAUUGAAGGAGCUGAAGUUGGAGAAGUAGUGGUUGGUUUGUGGCAUGCGUCUCCCGGUAUGGGAGAACAAUCGGUGUUUCUUGGCGAAGUUCGAGUUACGUUAAAAGGAUUACAAAAACAACCGACUAGUACAACAACUGCAUGGUAUUUUUUACAACCUAGAGCAGCAAAACAUCGUCCAAGUAAAAUUACAAAUAAUUCCACGCCACCUGGUACAUUACCAGGUUUGGGAUCGUUACGUUUGAAAAUUCAUUACAUAGCGGAUCACGUCUUCCCAUCUGAAAUGUACGAUAGACUUAAAAGUCUAUUGUUACAAAGUGUUAACAUUCAGCCGAUAACAUCAUCGGCUGUUUACAUAUUGGGUGAAAUUGUAGCUAGUAAGAUGGAAGCUGCGCAACCAUUAGUUCGAGUAUUAGUGCAUUAUGGACAGUUGGUGUCUGUAAUGCGAGCACUUGCUAGUCACGAGAUUUCUAAAUUGACUGACCCGACGACGAUAUUCCGUGGUAAUACAUUAGUAAGCAAGAUGAUGGAUGAAGGUAUGAGAUUGGCAGGUCUCCAUUAUUUGCAUAGUACUCUUAGACCUGCGAUGGAACAAGUCUUUCUUGAAAAAAAGCCAUGCGAAAUAGAUCCAACUCGGGUGAAGGAUGGCAAUACAACAGAGACGAAUUUGACGAACUUGAAGGAAUAUGUUGAGAGAGUAUUUACGGCUAUAACGACAUCGGGAGUGAGAUGCCCGCCAUUAAUGUGCGAAAUGUUCUGGUGUUUGAGAGAACUCGCUGCGACUCACUUUCCAAAAAACAAGGAAGUGAGAUAUUCGGUGAUAAGUGGAUUUAUCUUUUUACGAUUCUUUGCUCCUGCAAUAUUGGGUCCAAGAUUAUUUGAUAUCACUACUGAACAAAUUGAUUCGCAGACCAAUAGAACGUUAACAUUAAUAUCCAAGACGAUCCAAAGUCUUGGAAAUUUAGUGUCUUGCAGAGGAGGUGCAGGCAGUGUAUGCAAAGAAGAAUAUAUGGAAUGUGUGUAUAGAGAAUUUUAUACAGAAAGACAUAUACAAGCGGUCAAGCAAUUUCUAGAGUUAGUGUCAACGAGCAGUAAUAGUAGCGGUAUUACGAAGCAACGUCCAACAGUGUCGCAAGAACAACCAGUGGUACUCAAAGAAGGAAUAUACUUUCUCUUUGUGCACACUACCGAUUGCAACAAGAGUGUGAUGAUUAAACGAGCGCAAGGCAGAAAACGAUUUGGUCGCAAGAAUUUCAAACAGAGAUAUUUUCGACUUACCACGCAUGAUCUGACAUAUUCUAAAACCAAAGGUAAAGAACCUUUGUGUAAGAUACCAUUAGGAGAGAUUUUAGCUGUGGAAAGACUUCAUGAAGAUUCUUUCAAGAUGAAAAAUAUGUUUCAAAUUAUUCAACCACAAAGAGCAUUAUAUGUUCAAGCUGGCAAUUGUGUAGAGGAAAAGGAAUGGAUUGACAUUCUUACAAAAAUAUGUCAAACGAACAGUAACCGCUUAGAAAAAUAUCAUCCAAGUGCAUACAUCAAUGGUCAUUGGCUUUGUUGUCGGGCAAUUGCUGAAAUUGCACCAGGGUGCAGUGAAGUAUCGCCAGGUAUAGAGGCUGGAUUGCGAAUGGUUUUGGAUCCAGAUCGUGAUUUGCAAAGAAUACAUUCGUUAAUCUUUACAAAUAUGCCACGUCUCGAGACAUUGAUGAAUGCCUGUGAAUGUCAGGCGGUAUAUGGCGCUAGUGACAUGUGUGUUAUUCCGGAUGGUGGCUCGCCUAUAGAGGAUGUACCUUCGUGUUUCAAGACUUUAAACGCACUCAGAGAAGCUGCAUACUCAUUGGAGCGUGAACAUAGAGCCUAUUUUAGAAGACUGGCACGCGACACCAAAUAUGGCAGCAAGCAGGCUCCCAUCGGUGAUGACAACUACCUCCAUUUAGCUAGUAGAGCGGGAUUCGAUAAUCAAUUAACGAAGCGAAUGUACGAGUUGGAUGGUCUAAAUCAACGAUCCGUAGAGGCCGAACAUUAUGACAUGGGGUUCUCUAGAAAAAUUGUCGAGAGUCAAAGAUACGAUGAUACAUUCAGGAAAUGUCUUGAUUCUAACUCCAUUACUCGUAGGUAUGAAAACGAAAACAAUUUAUUGCGCGGAUACGAAAAUAAUAGUGAUACUAUCAGAAGUAUCCAAAAUGAUCUCAGAAAAUUUGAUCAUAGUUUAAACAAUACAUUAAGAUCUGAUAAAUUGGAAAGGAAUGCUAAUGAAAAUUUAGAGAAUCAUAAAAGGCUAGAUAAUACCAGUUUAUUAACGGCAGAUAGUAUAAACUUGUCGGGAACAUUAUCUCGGAAAUUGGAUAAUUAUGACAACACUAGAGUAUUGGGUGAAUGUACAUUGACGAGACGACUACAGGACGACAUCCCUGAUAUAUCUUCUAAUUCAAUAAGUGAGCGUGGCAAUCAUUAAUUACCAAUGAUGUACAAAUAUAUAAGUUGCACGUUCCUAUCAGAGUUGAAGAAAUGAUUACGAGGGACGAGAAAA
Molecule: messenger RNA, 3284 nt
Organism: Pogonomyrmex barbatus (red harvester ant)
Lineage: Eukaryota; Metazoa; Arthropoda; Insecta; Hymenoptera; Formicidae
Gene: RasGAP1
Product: Ras GTPase activating protein 1
Biological process (GO): intracellular signal transduction; regulation of GTPase activity
Source: RefSeq, a predicted model, not a curated record